Coffea eugenioides is the source of this 4898-nucleotide messenger RNA. RefSeq names its product protein CHROMATIN REMODELING 20. The record is from RefSeq and is a predicted model, not a curated record. Lineage: Eukaryota; Viridiplantae; Streptophyta; Magnoliopsida; Gentianales; Rubiaceae. Gene Ontology annotation, molecular function: ATP binding; ATP-dependent chromatin remodeler activity; ATP hydrolysis activity. Bases 122 to 4597 code for a protein of 1491 amino acids. Gene Ontology annotation, cellular component: nucleus. The transcript is spliced from 25 exons.
UACACUCGCAUGAGUAAUCGUAAAGCUAUCGUCAUAAACUCUCCUCUCAUCUGUCUCUCUCGCCUUUGUUUCUCUUAAUUUCAGUUUUCUCAACUUUCUUCUUCUCUGUUUUGGUUAAAAUAUGGACGAGGAAAAGGAAAACCGCGACGAAGAACAGGCGGAAGAUAUUGAGGAGGUUUCGGCUUCUUCUGAUUCAUUCAUCGAUGAUGCCGAUGACAUGAACGAUGACGUUUCACAUCCUGAGCAACCCCUGACUGAGCAAGAAAUCGAAGACCUUAUCAAUGAGCUUAUAGAAGUUGAGAGCAAGGCUGCGGAGGCACAAGAAGCGCUAGAGGAAGAGUCGUUGGCAAAAGUGGAAGCUGAAGUUAGAGAAGAAUUGCGGCAAGCUCUUACCGGAGAUGAAUUGGAGAAUGUGGCGGCAGAAGAAAUGGAGAUUUUUAAGGAAGACUGGGAAAAUGUUCUUGAUGAGCUUGAGAAGGAGAGUGCUAACUUAUUGGAACAACUUGAUGGUGCUGGUAUUGAACUCCCUAGUCUGUAUAAAUGGAUUGAGAGUCAGGUUCCCCUUGGUUGCUGUACUGAAGCAUGGAAAACAAGGACUCACUGGGUUGGAUCUCAGGGUACCAGCGAUGCUAAGGAUUCAGUUGCGGCUGCUGAAAAGUAUCUCCAAAUCCACAGACCUGUAAGAAGACGACAUGGUAAAACUUUGGAGGAGGGUGCCAGCGGUUUUCUGGGGAAAAAACUUGCUAUUACUGCUGAUUCUGAAGUCGCCAGAGAUAACAUGGACACGGAUUGGGACAAAUUUGCUGAACUUUGCUCUGACAAGUCAAAUUUGGAUGGCAUAUCAUUUGGCAGCAAGGAAUGGGCUUCUGUUUACUUGGCCAGCACUCCUCAGCAGGCUGCUGAAUUGGGCCUUAAUUUUCCUGGAGUUGAUGAGGUGGAGGAGAUCAGUGACGUUGAGGACAAUUCAAUUGAUCCAUUUAUUGCAGAUGCCAUUGCUAAUGAAGGAGAUUUAAGUCUCACUGAAGAACAAAAGAGAAAUUUUAGGAAGGUUAAAGAUGAAGAUGAUGCAAAGGUUAUCAGGAAGCUUCAGAGUCAUUUGAAACGGAAAAGAAACAUUAGAAGAUGUAAGGAGGAGGUUCUAGGGAAAGAAGUUUCCGCAGAAAAUGGAAGUUUAGGUAGUCCAGUUCCUUCAAAUCUGUGCUCUAUCCAUUCUUUGAAGAAAAGUUCUCUUGAGAAUGGCUAUUCCCCUGAUGGUAAUCAUGACGAUGCCUUUCAAAUGCAUGAAUCAUCAAGCAAUGUGGGUGUUGAGAACCUAAAAUCUAAUGCGGAUUCAGGGAUGGAUGCUCAGUUGGGUCCAUGUGUUUUAGUAAACUCUCAGGACUUGAACUGUUCAGAUGACUGUGAUGGAUUAGGUAGUCAUAAUCCUAACAUGGAUGGAUCUCCUCCUCCAAGAUGCUAUGCAAGCAGGAUGGUGGAUAUAUGUGACUUGAAAAACAAUGGAGAUAAGAUGACUUCCUCUAAUUUCCCUCUUGAGAGAGAGAACAAACAUUUUCGAUGCACAGCUUGUGAUAAAGUUUCUUGGGAAGCACACUUACAUCCUCUUUUGAAAGUAUCUAUAUGUUUGGACUGCAAAAACUUAAUGGAAUCAAAGAUACAGGAGGAUCUUGACUGCUCUGAGUGCUAUUGCGGAUGGUGUGGCCAAAACAGUGACUUAAAAAGUUGUAGAUCGUGCAAAAAUUUUUUCUGUGCUGGCUGUAUAAAACGGAACCUUGGCGAAAAGAUUUUGUUACAAGUCCAGAAGACCGGUUGGCAGUGUUGCUGUUGCAUUCCAAGUAUGCUGCAGGAUUUGACCUCACAAUCGGAAAAGGUUGUUGAAUCUGAUGGUCUGACGGAUUCUAGUUCAGACACUGAUUCAGAUGAUUCUGAUGCCAAUAUUGACAUAGUUAUUGGCACUAAGAGAAGACAACAAAAGAAGAUUCGGAGAAUUCUUGAUGAUGCUGAGUUGGGAGAAGAGACUAAAAGGAAAAUUGCAAUUGAAAAGGAACGCCAAGAGCGCCUUAAGUCAUUGGGGGCACAAAUCUCGAAGAGAUCUUCCAUAUUAAAAUCUACAAGCUGUAGUUGGAACUCACCAGAGCGCAGGACAGUUGAAGUGUUAGAUGAUCCUUUAAGGGGCUACAUAGUUAAUAAUGUAAGAGAUGAAGGUGAGGAUCCCAUAUGGAUUCCUCCCAGCAUCUCAGUAAAAUUGAAACCGCACCAGCUUGAGGGAGUUCGUUUUAUGUGGGAGAACAUCAUUCAAUCAGUAAAAAAAGUAAAAUCAGGUGAUAAGGGCCUUGGUUGCAUACUAGCUCAUACCAUGGGUUUAGGCAAAACUUUCCAGGUUAUUGCUUUCUUAUAUGCUGCAAUGCGAAGUGUGGAUUUGGGUUUGAGAUGUGUGCUCAUUGUGACACCUGUUAGUGUCCUGCAUAAUUGGCGGAUUGAGUUUAACAAAUGGCAACCAUCUGAAGUGAAGCCUCUCCGAAUCUACAUGCUGGAAGAUGUUCCAAGGGAACGAAGAGCUGAGUUGCUUGCUAAAUGGAGACGAAAAGGUGGUGUCUUCUUGAUUGGCUACUCUGCUUUUAGAAAUUUGUCUCUUGGGAAGCAUAUCAAAGAUCGACAUAUAGCAAGGGAUAUUUGUUGUGCCCUCCAGGAUGGACCGGAUAUACUUGUUUGUGAUGAGGCUCACAUGAUCAAGAACACCAGGGCUGAUGUGACUCAAGCCUUGAAGCUAGUCAAAUGCCAAAGAAGGAUUGCAUUGACUGGAUCACCUCUUCAGAACAAUUUAAUGGAGUACUACUGUAUGGUUAAUUUUGUAAGAGAAGGAUUUCUUGGUAGCAGCCAUGAGUUCAGAAAUCGCUUCCAAAAUCCCAUAGAAAAUGGCCAACAUACCAAUUCUACAGCUGAAGAUGUGAAGAUUAUGAAUCAAAGAUCUCAUAUUCUGUAUAAACAACUAAAGGGAUUUGUUCAGAGAAUGGACAUGAAUGUCGUUAAAGAUGAUUUACCCCCCAAAACUGUUUUCGUAAUAGCUGUGAAGCUUUCUUCUUUACAGAAAAAGUUGUACAAAAGAUUUCUUGAUGUGCAUGGUUUCACAAAAGACAAGGUUCUUGGUGAAAAGAUGAGGAAACGAUGCUUUUUUGUCGGGUACCAGGCCUUGGCUCAGAUAUGGAACCAUCCUGGAGUUUUGCAAUUAAUGAAAGAAGACAAAGACACUGUUAGACAUGAGGAUGUUGUUGAGAAUUUUGGAGGCGAUGAAAGCUCAUCUGAUGAGAACGUAGAUUAUAAUUUGAUUGCUGGAGAAAAGCUUGGCAGAAAUGAUAAUGGCUAUCUUCAUCAGGAUUGGUGGAGAGAUCUCCUUCAGGAGAAUACCUAUAAGGAGGUUGACUAUGGUGGGAAAAUGGUCCUGCUACUUGAUGUUCUGACGUUGUGCUCUAAUAUGGGAGACAAGGCAUUGGUGUUUAGUCAGAGCUUGUCAACUUUGGAUCUAAUUGAGUUUUAUCUUUCAAAAUUACCUCGUCCAGGGAAACUUGGGAAAUGUUGGAAACGAGGAAAAGACUGGUACAGGCUAGAUGGAAGAACAGCGGGCUCUGAAAGGCAGAAACUGGUGGAGAGGUUUAAUGAGCCGACGAACAGAAGGGUUAAGUGCACUUUGAUAUCAACUAGAGCUGGAUCGUUGGGUAUCAAUCUUCAUGCUGCUAAUCGUGUAAUUAUAGUUGAUGGCUCAUGGAAUCCAACCUAUGAUCUUCAGGCUAUAUUUCGGGUUUGGAGGUAUGGGCAGACGAAGCCAGUCUUUGCUUAUCGAUUGCUGGGUCAUGGAACAAUGGAGGAGAAAAUCUACAAGCGUCAGGUGACCAAGGAAGGACUUGCUGCAAGGGUGGUUGACCGGCAGCAAGUACAUAGAACUAUAUCAAAGGAAGAAAUGUUGCAUCUUUUUGACUUUGGUGAUGAUGAAAAUCCUGAUCCGCUGCAUGAGUCAGGACAAGAGAAAAUAGAUGCAGCUGAUUUUCAUGUAAGCAGUAAUAUUGGAGCAGUUUUAAAGCAGAAAGUCCCUUUAACUUCUGGAGGCACAUCCUCAGAUAAAUUGAUGCAGAGCUUGAUUGCCAGGCAUCAACCAAGAUGGAUUGCACAUUAUCAUGAACAUGAAACUCUCUUGCAAGAGAAUGAAGAGGAAAAGCUGUCAAAAGAGGAACAAGAGAUGGCUUGGGAAGUAUACAGGAGAACUUUUGAAUGGGAGGAAGUGCAACGAGUUUCACCUGAUGCAUCUACAUUUGAUCAGCAGGAGAAGAAUAACAAAUUUGCACAUGAGCAGCAGACAAUACCUCUCGAGGAAACUUCAUUUGAUGAAAAACCAGCUCGCAGAAACACAGUUCCCCCUGCUCCUGAAAUCAAUCUUGAAUCCACAACUUCACGCGCAAGAAACCGGAUGAUUACGAGAAAAUGUACAAAUCUCUCCCAUCUGCUGACACUUCGAAGUCAGGGCACAAAAAUGGGUUGCAGCACUGUCUGUGGAGAAUGUGCACGGGAAAUUAAUUGGGAGGAGCUCAGCAAGACAUCAGAAAAGUGAUGCCGAACACCUCAUUUUUGUUACUUGUUACUAUUAUAUGGCAUUUACUUAUUUCAGAUUUUCUGUGAAGGCCUAGGUGCACCGGAAUUUAUAGAGUAUAUCUGUCUCUGAAGGUAGUGGUUGUAAAUCAAUUCUUGUAGGUUUUCGCCCACGUGAAAUUAAGGUUGUAAACGACAUUAUCUUCAAUUCCAAAGAAACUUGAUAGGCAUAGAGCAUUAUUGAUCUCACAUUCUCAAGUGAAAUUUGUUGCUCAGAGCAGGUUCUGUGUAUUCAUGAAAAAUGGAACUGCCUGAUGAUAUAA